Anneissia japonica is the source of this 3076-nucleotide messenger RNA. Its product is annotated as SCO-spondin-like. The record is from RefSeq and is a predicted model, not a curated record. Bases 151 to 2997 code for a protein of 948 amino acids. The transcript has 17 exons. Lineage: Eukaryota; Metazoa; Echinodermata; Crinoidea; Comatulida; Comatulidae.
UUAACAUAUUUCUAUUUCAGAAUAUUCUUCCAUCGAUCAAACAUCUGAAAUUCAAUUCAAAUUUAUUUCAGAAGAUGGAAACAAAAAAAGAACAUGAUGCUAACUUACAAGGAUCAUGAAGGACAUAUAUCUCUCAGCUCUAAUUAAGAAAUGCAUGGAAAAAGCGAUAAUAAUUUUAUCUUGCUAUUUCUUGUAAUUACAUUGCACAUGGCAACAGGACAAGGAUUUUGGGCAGAAUGGACAGAGUGGUCAACCUGUAGCGUUUCCUGCGGACCUGGAGGUUCUGAGAAUCGUUAUCGUGUGUGUGAUGGAACGGAUUGUAUGGGCAGUGGUUUUGAAGGCAGAUUUUGUCCCAUUAUUCCUUGUCCAGUAAAUGGGUACUGGUUAAGCUGGAACACUUGGAGUGACUGUACGUUGACUUGUGGUUCCGGGGAGAGGGGCAGACAGAGGGAAUGUGUUGAGCCACAGUACGAUGGUUUACCAUGUUCAGGACCAAGCAACGAAACAGAGAUAUGUAAUUCUCAAUAUUGCCCAGUGAACGGUACUUGGACACCAUGGUCGGAGUGGACUUCAUGUCCAGUGUCCUGUGCAGGUGGAACAGAGGGGAGGAACCGUACAUGCGAUGGUCCAUAUUAUGGUGGUGACCCAUGUAUUGGCGAAGAUGCUGAAAACAGGCAAUGUAACACUCAUCCAUGCCCAAUUGAUGGUGCCUUCUCUAAUUGGACAGAAUGGACUGUAUGUAGUGCCACAUGCAAUUAUGGUUUACAGGUCCGGAAGCGUUGGUGCAAUAAUCCGCAGCCAAUGUAUGGUGGGAAAGACUGUGGAGGAGAAAAAGUACAAAAUAGAGAAUGCUAUCUCUUGAUCUGUCCACGGCAUGGAGGCUGGUCAUUGUGGACAGAGUGGUCAGUUUGUACAGCAACGUGUGGAUGGGGUGCAAGAAAACGUUACAGAUCAUGUGACAAUCCUGUUCCGAUGUAUGGUGGCGCUUUUUGUGUAGGAACUGGUAUUGCAGCUGAAAGCUGUAUUAAGGAAUUGUGCCCCGUGCAUGCCAGCUGGGGCUUGUGGGGCAGUUGGAGUAACUGUAGUCAAAGUUGCGGAGCAGGGGGAACAUAUGAAAGAGAACGGAUAUGUGACAGUCCCCCAGCCUUGUAUGGUGGAGAGCAUUGCUUUGGAAGUAAUGUAUCUGUUGGUGAAUGCUAUGUUAAGAGAUGUGAAGUUGAUGGUGGUUACACUGAGUGGAGUGAAUGGGGAGAUUGCAGCAAGGAAUGUGAAUCAGGCAUACAACAAAGAAACCGCAAUUGCACCAACCCACCACCCACUCCCCCAGAUGGUCAGUGGUGUCAUGGAGUUGCAAAUCAAACGAGGGUGUGCAACACUCAUAUUUGCCCAGUUCAUGGAGGCUGGGCAGAAUGGACGCCUUGGACAGAAUGUGCAGUCACUUGUGGAGGAGAUACAAUCACUAGGAACAGGCUUUGUACCAACCCUCCACCCAUAUUUGAAGGCAACGACUGUGAAGGGGAACCGUCUGAAGAAAUUGAUUGCAACACAAAUGGAUGUCCAGUGGAUGGAGCCUGGACUACAUGGUCAGAAUGGUCAAGCUGCAGUGUCACCUGCGCAGGUGGGACGAGGAGUCGUACAAGGACCUGUACAAAUCCAGAGACAGCCUGGGGUGGAAUACCCUGCCCCUCACAUGAUGAGACUGAACAAUCUGAGACCUGCAACUCAUUCCACUGUCCAAUUGAUGGUGAAUGGUCAGAAUGGUCGGCGUGGGCAACUUGUCCAGUGACUUGUGGUGGCUUCGAGUUGACGAGGAACCACACAUGUGACAAUCCUAUCCCCCAGUAUGAUGGUAAACCAUGCCCAGGUUCCAGCAUCGACAAACUCACCUGUAACAAUGAACCAUGUCCAGUGGAUGGUGAAUGGUCUAUGUGGAGCGUUUGGUCAGACUGCAGCGUAGAAUGUGAAGGUGGCACACAGACUAGGUCCAGGACCUGCUCAGACCCUGCCCCAGCUUAUGGUGGAUUCCCCUGCCCCAGCAAUGUCACAGAAUCUGAAGAAGCAUCGCUUGAAGAUCUGGAACAAAUCGAGACUGAAGAAAUAACUUGUAAUGAACACCGCUGUCCAAUCCAUGGUGGUUAUACCGAUUGGACAAUGUGGCCCGAGUGCCCAAUAUCUUGUGGCGGUGCUGUAAUAUGGCAUCAUCGGAAUUGUACCAACCCUGAGCCACGCUAUAAUGGAGACGACUGCAAAGGACCAAGUUCAGAGAGCAAGCUUUGCAAUGAUGAUGUGCAAUGCCCUAUUGAUGGUAACUGGGGUCGUUGGCUUGACUGGUCGCAGUGUUCCAAACCAUGUGAGGGCGGUGAGUCUAAACGUAUACGUCUUUGCAAUAAUCCAUCACCAUUGUAUGGGGGAAAGCGAUGUAAUGGUACCUCACAGGAAACAAAGACUUGUAAUGAGCACAGAUGUCCAGUUCAUGGUGGUUAUUCAAGGUGGACACCAUGGGAACCAUGUUCAAAAUCCUGUGGAGGUGGACAAACGCUUCGUACACGAACUUGCACAAAUCCGGUUCCACAAUUUGGCGGUAAUCCAUGCUAUGGAAUUCUUUUUGAGAGAAAACUCUGUGCCGCUUUCUACUGUCCAGUGCAUGGUGGUUAUUCAGAGUGGAGCGAGUGGUCCACUUGCCCAGUAGUCUGCGGUGGUGGUCCAUCUCAUCGAAGCAGGAUCUGUAAUAAUCCAUCGCCAAAGCAUGGUGGUAGGCCAUGUGAAGGACCAACAACAGAUUCGACAGUGUGCAAUGACAUGGAGUGCCCAGUUGACGGUAGCUGGACAGAGUGGUCUGAAUGGUCAGCCUGUAGUCAGACGUGUGAGCUUGGCUACCGUAGCUCUAGCAGGGAAUGUACUAACCCCGAACCUCAAUACGGUGGUCUAGACUGCCAAGGGGAGGCUUAUAGGAUGUACUACUGUCCUAUACGUACGGACACCUGCCCAGGUAAGUGAUUAUGAAGCAAAAGAAAGCAGGCUGUUUGUAUUUUAAAUGCAGUAACAAUAUACCCUAAUAAAUUCUAUAAAUGUGGCA